This is a messenger RNA of Ixodes scapularis (black-legged tick), 1650 nucleotides long. RefSeq names its product clotting factor G beta subunit. Gene Ontology annotation, molecular function: serine-type endopeptidase activity. The record is from RefSeq and is a predicted model, not a curated record. Gene Ontology annotation, biological process: proteolysis. The transcript has 8 exons. The coding region runs from base 107 to 1648 and encodes 513 amino acids. NCBI's taxonomy places the organism in Eukaryota, Metazoa, Arthropoda, Arachnida, Ixodida, Ixodidae.
CUCGCUACAACACGCUGAUUGGCUCACUGAAACCUUAGACUUUGCCUUUUAUCCACGUUACGUUGAUACGGAGUAUUUAGUUAUUGCCCAGCGCCGCUUUCACUCGAUGGUGCAAUCGAGAGAGCGCGCAGAGAUCGCUUCGGGGCAACCGGUUUCGAGUUGUCCGCCAAACGACUUCCCGGUGUCCAAGAAAGCGCAGCCAGAAUCGCGCUGCUCGGGUUCGCCAAACAACAUGGUGCGCGUCCGAAGAGGCCUCUGGAUUUUCCUACUUUCCAUCUCCGUGCUCCACUCGGCGCCCGUCCACGGAUCAUCGAGAGUUCGUCGGGAGGCGUGCCGCGCAAGGCACCUAAGCCGGGACGAACUGGUGGACGGGCUCUGCAUGCCCGUCCACGAGUGCCUGCAAUCUCUCAAAGACGUGGGCAAGCUUAAGUUCCCUCUCUUCUGCGGUGUUCGGAUCCUGCUGCCCAUCGUAUGCUGCCCUCAGCCGCAGCGGUCUGCACCGACGACCACCACCACUACCACAACUACCACAACGACAACCACAUCAACAACAAUCGCUCCACCGGUGAUGGGUCCGUGCCAGACGCAGACAGGGCAGCCGGGCACUUGCAUGCCGAUCUUUGACUGCAAGCCACUCGAGGAGCAAGUGAGCCAGGGCAAGUACCCGCCGCUCUGCAACAUCCAGAAUCAAAUACCCUACGCCUGCUGCCCUCGGAACGAGACUCCCCAGGCGGAGCCAAUCAAGGUUGACGCCGUGGCCCGCGCAGUCAAGGUCUCCGAUCUCGUCUACGAGAACGGCAUAUUUUGCGGGAAGGGGAGAACACGAACUGGUCACCACGUCUUCAUUCCUAUGGUUCACGGGGGCAAAAACGCUGCCCAUGGAUUGUAUCUAUUUGCUGUGGCUAUUUAUCGAGAUAGGGUGAGCAUCCGGAACUUCUGGUGCGGGGGGACCCUCAUCACCAAAACCAUCAUCCUGUCCGCAGCGCACUGCUUCUUCGGAACACUCAACGACACCACGUACCUGGCCCGCAUCGGCGGUCUGAACAUCUCCGAGGGAAGCAACGACUCGUUCGUGCAGCGCAAUGUGGUGUUCGUGCACGUGCACCCGGACUACAACGAGCGGCAUCACUACGCCGACGUGGCCCUGCUGCUGCUUGACCGGUCGGGUCGCCAGUCCGACCUGAAGCGUCCCCUCGCCUGCCUGCCGGAUGCCGACGACGCUGCGCCGGACACAGGCCAAGCCGUUGUGUUGGGCUGGGGACACGACGUCUUCGGUGGUCGUCUCCAGACCCAUCUCCAGGAGGCCAGGGUACCCCUGGUGGCAAACGAUGUCUGCAACGACGCGUACCGUUCGCUCGCGAGCUAUGAGCGGGAGUUCCCUCGAGGCAUCAGCGGCGACUUCAUUUGCGCGGGAAACGUCACUGACGGGGGUGUUGAUGCUUGUCAGCAAGACUCCGGCGGACCGCUGGUCACCAACUCAACGCGGGAUGGCCGAAACUUCCUGGAAGUCGUCGGAAUAGUUUCAUUUGGCGUGGGCUGUGGAACGGCACAGUACCCUGGCGUUUAUGCCAGGGUUGCCACAUUCAGAGAUUGGAUUUUAAACAAGAUGGCAGAAGUUAUUCCCGACAGUCCAAUAAACUUCAUAUAGAA